Messenger RNA from Caenorhabditis briggsae, 753 nucleotides. The record is from RefSeq and is a predicted model, not a curated record. NCBI's taxonomy places the organism in Eukaryota, Metazoa, Nematoda, Chromadorea, Rhabditida, Rhabditidae. Gene Ontology annotation, molecular function: protein binding. The coding region runs from base 1 to 753 and encodes 250 amino acids. The transcript has 4 exons.
AUGUCAACUACCGAAGAGAAAAAUUUUGGGAUCACGCACGUCUUCAAGAAUAUCGAUGGAUUGGCUAAACAAAAUGAAAUGGUUGGGAAUGUGGAGAAACAUUUCGGUGCUUUUUGGGCUGUGAAAUUGUACAAGUAUCAAGAUGGUGAUCUACGCAUUGGACUGAACUGCGAGAAAUUCCAAUCUCAUGAUUGGUCAAUUAAAACCAAUUUCGAUAUACUCGUUGGGGGACAAUCAUUCCGAACUGGAUCGUAUUUGUUCACUCAAGAUGAGAAGAAUUUUUAUUCAAUGCACAUUUCGAAAAACGAAUUUUCAAACUAUGAAAUCAAUAAAACGGCAACAGUGGAAGUUCGAGUGAGAAUCAGUGAAACGACUGGAAUAAUGCAGAUUGAAUCCAAAAAUUUUUCUGAUGACGUGGCAAAAGAGUCGUCGGAUGUCGUUUUGGUGGUUGGGGACCAGAAACGAAAAAAUCUCGGAACUUUGAAAUUGGCCGACUUUUUCAAUUGUCAAACUGCAAUCGACAGAUGCGAGGAAUUCCUUUUUUUCCGGUCUCAUCAACCAUUCGAAUUCAAGUUCCAAACGGCACUCAAGUAUAAAAUGGAAAAAUUGAAGAAGGCAUCAGCACGAAGUGGAGCUGGAUCCGAAUCGAGCGAGAAUUCCACUCAAAUUACUGAUGGAGCUUCUUAUGAUCAAGUUGGAACUGUGGCUCUCCUUUUUGUGAUCUCUAUGAUUUUUAGAAUAAUGUGUCUAUAG